AAUCUGCAUUCAUUUUCUGGUGGCUCAUCAAUGCGCCGAAGCUACCCUAUAUUGACUUGAAUCAAGAUAAUGGCAGUGUCCAGCUCCCUGGAGUAUAAACCAACAUGGGUGGUUGCAGCGGUCUGUUUUGUCAUUAUUCUUCUAUCUCUUUUCGCUGAACGUGGCCUUAAUCACCUUGGAAAGUGGUUGAGGCGUAACAAACAAGAUGCACUGUUUGAAGCAUUACAAAAACUAAAAGCAGAAUUGAUGCUAUUCGGAUUCAUUUCCCUUCUAUUAAAUGUCUUUCAAGGUCUAAUAAGUCAAAUCUGCAUCCCAACUCACUUGGAAUCUAGUAUGCUUCCAUGCAAGAAGCAUGUUGAAAGCAAAAGUCACAAAGAAUUUUCUUCUCUACCUGUCAAUGAACGUCUCCUGUUUUCUGCAGAUAGUAGUUCAGAGCAUUGUUCACGUGAGGUACGUUACCAUGCUUAAAGAAGUUGUUUAUUUUUUCAGCACCCUGCUGGUGCUGGCUAAUGAA
Theobroma umbraticum is the source of this 514-nucleotide messenger RNA. The record is from RefSeq and is a predicted model, not a curated record. Lineage: Eukaryota; Viridiplantae; Streptophyta; Magnoliopsida; Malvales; Malvaceae.